CCCUUUCAACGGCGGAGAACAGUGCAUAAAACCGUGGUUCCGUGCCCGCCCUUCUUUUGGUACGAUAAAAGCAGUGCGAAGCCGAGAGCGUGUUGGCGCGCGCGCGCGAGAGAGAGGGUGCUUGAAAUAUCCGAUGGAAGCCGAGUGCGGAAUCCCGGCGGUGCCCCGCGAGGAGGUGGCCGCAAAGAGGGCGAGCGUGGGCCAGGAGAACGGCCAGAAUAGUAGGGGGAAAGGGACCGCUGCGGCGGAGGACGGGAAGCCGAUGGACGGCAUCUCCGCCGUCAUCCCCGGGUGGUUCUCCGAGAUCAGCCCCAUGUGGGCCGGAAAGGCUUACUCCUUAAAGGUAGAGGAGAUUUUGUUCCAAGGAAAAUCUGAAUACCAAAACGUCAUGGUUUUUCAGUCAUCGACUUAUGGCAAUGUUCUUGUUUUGGAUGGAGUCAUUCAAGUGACCGAGAGGGAUGAGUGCGCUUGCCAAGAGAUGAUUACUCACCUACCACUUUGCUCUAUUCCAAAUCCUAGAAAGGUGUUGGUUAUUGGAGGCGGUGAUGGUGGUGUUCUGCAUGAAGUUUCACGCUAUUCUUUCGUGGAGCAAAUAGACAUAUGUGAAAUUGAUGACUUGGUUGUGGAUGUUUCUAAGAAAUUUUUCCCUCACUUAGCUAUUGGGUUUGAGGAUCCUCGUGUGAAUCUUCACAUUGGUGAUGGAGUUGCAUUCUUAAAAAGUGUUCCGGAAGGUACUUAUGAUGCAAUCAUCGUGGAUUCUUCUGACCUGAUAGAUCCAGCUCAAGAACUAUUCGAGAAGCCUUUCUUUGAAUCUGUGGCUAGAUCUCUUCGUCCGGGUGGAGUUGUAUGCACUCAGGCUGAGAGUAUAUGGCUACAUAUGCACAUCAUUGAAGAUAUUGUUAAUGUCCGCCGUCAAAUCUUUAAGGGCUCUGUGAAUUAUGCUUGGACAACUGUACCAACAUAUCCAAGCGGGGUGAUUGGUUUCAUGCUUUGCUCCACUGAGGGACCACCAAUUGAUUUUCAAAAUCCUGUGUAUAAUAUAGAUGAGGACGAGAAAUCCAACGAAUCAAAAGGGCCCUUGAAAUUUUACAACUCAGAGAUCCAUUCUGCAGCAUUUUGUUUGCCAUCCUUCGCAAAGAGAGUUAUCGAGUUCCAAACCAACUGAGCUUCACCCAAGAGUUCUUCCCCAUAUGAUUAGGUGCAGGAUGGGGAUAUUGCUGCAGAAUAUCAUAGCAACUCUAAUCUUCAUAGUAUCUUGCCCCCUUCAUAAGUCAAAAUCUAUGAAAGCAUGUGUUAGCUUGCAGCUUUUAUUUUGAUUCCUUCCAUGGAUGAUCUGAGAUAUUAGAUGUCCUCUCCACAGUUUUUUCAUCAAGAAUGAAUGCAUUUCCAUGUCAACUCUCUCUGUCCAAGCAGAUAUAAGAUUUGAGACCUA
Molecule: messenger RNA, 1432 nt
Organism: Phoenix dactylifera (date palm)
Lineage: Eukaryota; Viridiplantae; Streptophyta; Magnoliopsida; Arecales; Arecaceae
Product: spermidine synthase 1-like
Biological process (GO): spermidine biosynthetic process
Cellular component (GO): cytosol
Molecular function (GO): spermidine synthase activity
Source: RefSeq, a predicted model, not a curated record